Messenger RNA from Desarmillaria tabescens, 2182 nucleotides. RefSeq lists its product as uncharacterized. The transcript is spliced from 2 exons. Bases 56 to 2008 code for a protein of 650 amino acids. Lineage: Eukaryota; Fungi; Basidiomycota; Agaricomycetes; Agaricales; Physalacriaceae. The record is from RefSeq and is a predicted model, not a curated record.
CUUUCCACCAUCACCGAGCACGACGAGCUCGAGCUCGAGCUCAUUGUGUGACACGAUGAGUAAGACAGAAAAUCAAGUAUUCGCCUUCCCCCGUCCCGCCUCUCCAACGAAAGAAGAGCUACGGCCUAACGCCCAUCCCUACGCGAUAAAGACGACCUCUACUGGGGUGCUCACUCGUUCUAACUCGAAUGCGUCGCCGCAGCAGCAGAGCACAACCCACCAUUAUGUUCCCAGUCCAUCGCCCAGUCUGUCAAGGUCGAGCUCGUCGAAGUUGAAUGGUCGUGGACAUCGUUACAGUCGAAGCCUCAGUUCGGAUCUCCCGCGUCCUCUGCCCAUUCCGCCGCCAUCUCCUUCACAAAUUACAGGUGACGUCUUCAGCGAUUCAACGAGCGAAGGAUCGCCGGCUCGCCGGCCCAAGCGGUCGGAGACGCUACCUACGCCGCCUGGGGUAGGCCCACGUCGCUUGCCUGCCCUGGACGACCUUCCAACGAACCCGAAGUCAUGGACACCUUCUCAACUAUCUUUAUAUCUCUCUACGACGCUGAAGGUACGGUCGGGGGAGACCCUGCAGCUUCCAGCACCUGUAGCUCAGGAUGUUGCCGUGUUUGUUAGAGAGAGCAGAAUUACGGGCAGGUCCUUCCUACGCAUGAAGGAGGAGGACUUGGAACAGUUUCAAAUCAACAAACUCUGGCGUUCUGCUCUGCUGUCGGCCUCGAGAAGUCUUCGUCAAAAUGUACUUAAAGGCCGUAUCUGGGGCUUUGGCAAUGGAAUAGAUGGUUCUCCAUACUCUGUUGUUGCCGAGUCUGAUGAUGAACACACACCGAAUGGCCAUUUGCGUAGGAGAUCUUCCUCGCUUAGUGAAACACACUCGUCGAAUCCUUUCGUCAAUGGUUCCGCAUCGUCUGAUGACUUGGGGGACAACGAUACGCCCAUACGUCGGAGCCUAAGGGGAAAGGCCUCUGGUGGUCGGUAUCGGAACGGACGCGUCAAGGGUAUGGUGGAAACUUUUGAGCGAAGUAACAGCGUCGAUGAGGGACUAUCUGACAGCCACCCUCGUCGUGAGCGCAGCGGGAGCAAUGCAAGCACCAGUAGCGGGAGUAGUAUUUACGAAACCGCUGACAGCGCCUACGCCACCCUCAAACCGCGUCCACUGCCAGCGACACCUUCGGACUCUUCCCUUUCUACAUCUCCCCCUGAGGAGGAACCAUCAAUCGAAGAGCUUCUCGCUAAUUCUCACCUGUCAUCAGUGUCGCCGGUCAUGGAACGAGGUGAUAGUUCCUCCGUCACGAAACGACCCAAGAAGCGGCGUGGAGGAGCCGUAGGUGUGCAUGCAUGGGAAGCUGAGGUCGAGGAUAAUGAUAGCGAUGGGGAAGAUGGUCCGCAACGCGUUACAGUGAAGCGGAUUCUCCCUGUUCCAGGAACAACUGUGGAAGACCUGUUCGCUCUGGGUCCUAUUGCCAAGACAGAGAUAGAUGUUGGUGUGGAAUCUCUUCCCGAGGAGCCGGCGCCCUCCAUCGAUGCUAAAGCACGGGCGCAGGUAGAGGUGCUUGAGAAAGACCUCGAAACGACGAAACAGCUUAUCGAAAGGCUCAAGGCGCGAUUAGAGGUGGUAGAGAAGAGAGUUGAGAAUAUGGAAGUGGUAGAGGCGGAAAGGGAGAGGGAGGAAGAAGAGAGGCGGAAGAAGAGGGAAGAGAAGGAGAAACAGCGACAAGAAGAGAGGGAGCAGGCUGAAGCAUCUCGAACAACAGUUUCGACACCAUUCGAGCCCCAGACGUAUCUGGGAAAGAUUUUUCGCGCGCUGUUUGGUGCUCGUUCAACACCAUUAGCAAACGAUGACGGGCGACCACGAUUCUUGACAUCUUCAUACUAUGAAAGAUUUGUCGAGCCUACUACGCUCAGUGGACUACCCUCAUAUAUCCUGCUGGUCGGCUUGGGUGUCUGCGCUGUUGUCUUGAAGGUGUUGAUCCGCAAGAGCUUUGCUAUAGGUAUCAUCGCGCGAAGGCGCUAGAAACCGACACCACUCAUUCAUCUAUUUUCCUUUCUUGCAUAUUAUCUUUGUUUUUAUAUGAACUUAUUUCAUUCUGCUUCUACAUAGUUCUCUGUAUUUUUUCUCGUCCUCUCACGACUUGUCACGACAUUUCACGACAUAUUGACUACGACUACUUGCUCGCGCAGUGAUGAC